AACAACAUCAACUUCAUUCAAGUGUUGCUGCACUGUGAGCGGAGGCAGUCUGCAUAUCAGGACUCGACUGCGCCUAUCUCUUCUGGUGUUGUUGUCUUUUUUUUUUUUUUUUCUUUUUUUCUUGGAUAUAAAUGACUGAUUGCCAAAUGGUUUCCUCAGAUUUUACGGCAGAUGAGAAGAUGGAGAUCGAGAGCAUCAAGACGUAUAAGAAAGACCUUCUGGAUGAUAUCCAGAAGUUAAAGAUGGAGAUAGACAACGUCAUGGCGGAAAUACUCAGCUUUGAGUCUGCAGAGGAAAAUAAGACCAUCGAGAAGAGCAAACAGUUCUCAAUGGGGAAGAAGAAAUUCAACAUGGACCCCAAAAAGGGCAUCAAUUACCUGGUGGAGAAUAAGCUGAUGGAUGGAGGUGCUCAAUCCAUCGCCGAGUUCCUGUACAAGGAGGAGGGACUCAACAAGACUGCCAUUGGAGAAUUUCUUGGAGAAAGGGAGGAGCUCCACCUCAAGACCCUGAAGGCCUUCGUGGAGCUGCACGAGUUCUCCGACCUCAACCUGGUCCAGGCCCUCAGACAGUUCCUGUGGAGUUUCCGUCUGCCUGGUGAAGCCCAAAAGAUCGACCGCAUGAUGGAGGCCUUCGCCACGCGCUACUGUGACUGCAACACUCAUGUCUUCCAGUCGACCGACACGUGCUACAUCCUGUCAUUCGCCAUCAUCAUGCUCAAUACCAGCCUCCACAACCCCUGUGUGAAGGACAAGACCACUCUGGAGCGUUUCAUCUCCAUGAACAGAGGCAUCAACAAUGGAGAGAAUCUACCUGAUGAGCUGCUCUCGAAACUAUACGAGAGCAUUCGCAAUGAGCCUUUCAAAAUCCCUGAGGAUGAUGGGAACGAUCUGACUCACACCUUCUUCAACCCUGACAGAGAAGGCUGGCUCCUUAAACUCGGAGGACGAGUUAAGACAUGGAAGAGGCGAUGGUUCAUCCUGACUGACAACUGCCUCUACUACUUUGAGUUCACCACUGAUAAGGAGCCCAGAGGCAUCAUCCCUCUAGAGAACCUCUGCGUGAGAGAAGUGCCAUACGCACGCAAACCGUACUGUCUGGAGCUGUACAACCCCAACAGUCGAGGGCAGAAAAUCAAAGCAUGCAAAACGGAGACGGACGGCAGAGUGGUGGAGGGGAAGCACCAGUCGUACACCAUCUGUGCUGCCAGCGCCGAGGAGAGAGACUCCUGGAUUGAGGCCAUAAGAGCGAGUAUCACCAAGGAUCCAUUCUACGACCUGGUCUCAGUCCGUAAGAAGAAGGUGAUAAACCAAGCCCCUCAGGACUGAGCUGUCCAGCGCCCUCCGUGGACGUUCAUGGUACUGCAUCAUAGGUGGAUUCAGUCCCCCUUUAAGUUGUACUAAACACCCUGCAACACAACUGAGCACAUACACUGGACCUAGACACUGACAGUGGUCAUCCAGGCUAAAAGAAGGACUUCUCUUUCCACUUCUCUUUUUUACAGACUAGACUUAACAGUGUCAAAGGUUAAAAACAUUGACAUGUUGUAUUUUUUUUAUUUUUUUUUGUCAGUCCGACAAGAAUUUAUCGACAAAACAGCGCAAGUGUUGAAGGAAGUGAAACGCUGUCCGUGCAUGUUGUGGACAGAGCUGUGUGUGGAUAUUCGUAUUUCUCUGUUUACAGAAUUGUUUUUGUUUAGUCACAUACUUGCUAGUUUCUCCUACCGAGAGAAGUUGAUUGAGUGGUUGAUGCUCUGUCUGCUCCGAGAAGAUUUUGUUAUUCUGACCAGAGAGGCAAAUUAUGUUUGUGAUGUCCAAGCAGUUUUAUGCAUGCUUUGAAAAAAGGCAAGACAUUUCUCAGCUUCCUUAAGGCUUAAAAAUGGACAUUAAGUAAAAGUACUGUAACAGUAAAACGCUUUACUGCUGUACGGUGGGUUGUUAUAUCUUGCAUGUAAAAAGCUCCACACCAUACUGUUACGGUUAAGAUUAUUCGUGCUUAAUUUUGUAAAUAUUGAUGCUGUACAUUUUAAAGCAUUUUGAGGAAUUAUUUUGUGUUUGUUGUUGAGAUUUUUAGUACUUUAUAGAGUGAAGCCUGUUUUUCUUUAUAUUUCACCUACCUUUAUUAGCACAGUGCAAUAAGUGCAGUAUCCAUUCUGUCUGCUUUGAUUCAACUGCAACGCAUACACUGAAUAUGAAUGAAAUCUUUUCACUGUUAGUAUUGUAUUGUUAUGUUCUCAAUAAUUAAUUAUUUAAUAAAAAAAGUAUUCAGGUACCA
This is a messenger RNA of Acanthopagrus latus (yellowfin seabream), 2271 nucleotides long. Its product is annotated as cytohesin-4-like. The record is from RefSeq and is a predicted model, not a curated record. Bases 132 to 1325 code for a protein of 397 amino acids. NCBI's taxonomy places the organism in Eukaryota, Metazoa, Chordata, Actinopteri, Spariformes, Sparidae. Gene Ontology annotation, molecular function: guanyl-nucleotide exchange factor activity. Gene Ontology annotation, biological process: regulation of ARF protein signal transduction. The transcript is spliced from 13 exons.